AUGAAGAAUGUAUUUUCUAGGGACUACUCAGUUAUAUACGAAGAUGGGAUAUCCAUACUGCGGAUCAACAGAGUCUCGGAGAAUGAUAACGCAGUGUUCAGUUGUACUGCGUCGAACUUGUUUGGAAGCGCCAGAACCGCAUGCAGAGUUGUUGUUGAAGAGAAGGAAAUCAGGAUCGCAACACUGGACAUAAGCUGCCGAAAGGAGGAACAAAUAACGUCGGUGGGAAGUGUUUUGGAGGAGCAUGCCGUGGUUGAGGGAUCACCCAGUUCGGUCUCAUCCGAGGAGUCAGUUUCCGCUCAGUUCAAGCCGCCUCAGUUCACACUAUCGCUCACUGAUGUGACGAUACAGGAGGGCGAAGAACUGGAGCUGAAAUGCAUUGUUACUGGUAACCCGACGCCGUUAAUACGCUGGACGCAUAAUGGGCUUGAGAUUCUGCCUGACGACAGGAGCAUUUUUACUGUUCAUGAAGACGGCACUCUGGUACUGAAAAUAACCGAGGGCAUCAAAGAGGGACUGUAUAUCUGCGAAGCAACAAACGGCAUUGGAAGCGCAAAAACACAGUGUUUCGUUCGCAUAAAUCGCCCUGAAAUUUCAUUAGAUAAGGAGUUCAAAAAAGCCAGCAAAAUUGCAGCGGCUGACGCAAUGGUGCUAUCGUAUCCCACAUCGAAUUUGUACGUAACUGUUGACGUAAAAACGAGAGAAAGCAAAGUGCUAACGGCUGAACAACAGUGGCGGAGUCCAUUACGUAUGGAAACAAUUCGGGAAGACAUAGAGAAAGAAGAAGAGACAGCCACUGAACAAAAUAUUCAAGCUGGCACCUUGAACUAUAUUAUUGAAGCAGAAGCGCUUACAAUAACGGUACUAACUUAUAAACUUACGGCACGUGUAAGUUCGUCUGCAGUGCCAGAGACUGUAAAGAAAGAUGAAACGUUACUGAAAAUUAUAAUCGAAGAAGAUAUUGUCCGUAUUCGUUACUAUUUACGUGUGGUUCAGCGAAGCGCACGAGAAUUAUGGACGUUUGGUGGCGGAAUCAUGAAACGGCCUCCACACUGGAGCCGCGAAACGACCCACGAAGUAGUUGCAUUUGAAAGAAUAUUUCCGCCCGAUGAAAUGCACGAAUUUUUAGAAGAUAAAGAUAUAAUUGAGCGUUACAUAAAGCUCGUCGAAGCAGCCGAGAGGUCCAGAAGCCACGAGGAGCGAGAAACGCGAUUUACGCUUCGACAAAUUGGAAGCGCUGCGGAGCGCCCGGAAAAAGGACAGCUAGAAAUACGCGAGCACAUUCCUGGCUUUGUUGAUAAGGCCGGGUCCUCUAAAGCAAUCACCGUGCAGUGCACAGCCAACGAAAUGCGUGGAGCGACGGAAGCAUACAUUAUCCUAAUAACGCGCUACCGAUACAUGGCGGCGUACGAUGUUCAUCAACGUGAGCCACGUCGAAUGAUCACCGGCGAAGCACGGCAGUUCGAAGCUCUCACUGAGGACUUCACUAGACGUCAGAAAUAUUUCAGUUAUUCUACUCUUCGUCCCCCGCACUUUGUCUGGACAUUUCGCCUUUUUGACGAUGGUUGCAAAAUGGGCCUACAGUGCAUCGUUUAUGGCUUGCCUUCGCCUUGUAUUCGAAUUCUGCAUAACGGACGUGCAAUUUUGCCAGAUGAUAGGUCAGUGAGCAAAAAAAUUCGGCUAUUUUGGAUAAAUAUUUGCGUAACCAUAGAAUUUCUUCUUAAAAGCUCGAGCCCUAAGAACAUUUUUCUUUUAUACUUGCUCAUUUCAAUACGAGAAUGGUAG
Messenger RNA from Gongylonema pulchrum, 1785 nucleotides. The record is from the annotation of a GenBank genome assembly. NCBI's taxonomy places the organism in Eukaryota, Metazoa, Nematoda, Chromadorea, Rhabditida, Gongylonematidae.